AUGAACAAGGUGGACAAGAUUCUAGACCAGUUCACAGACCCCUUGACUGGGUCAGUGCAUGGCGCCGUUUUCAUCGCAAUUGACAGUUCAGGGAAUGUCCUCUAUCGCCGUGCUGCCGGCAAAGCGAACCUUGAUGAUGAAAGGGCACCUGCUUUGCAGAUCGAUUCUCUGUACUGGGUUGCUUCCAUGACAAAGCUGGUGACCGCAGUGGCUGUGAUGCAACUUGUGGAGCGAGGCAUUGUAUCACUUGAAGAUGAUGUCCGGGCAAUAGUCCCCGAGCUCCGCGAUAUACAAAUUCUAGAAGAUAUGAGGAACGGUGUACAAGGGGCUCUCGCCAGAGUUGAGCCAACCACAUCUGAAGCCUCUUCAAGGAAAGAUAACUCUCCGAAGUCUCAUGUGUCAUACAGCCGGCUUCGUGCUGGCUACCAUCACCCGCUACUUUUCGAGCCCGACACCUCUUGGGGAUAUGGGGCUGGCUUAGAUUGGGCUGGUCGAGUGAUUGAAUGCGUGACAAAUUCUACUCUGGAGGAUUAUAUGCGGACGCAUAUCUGGUCUAAGCUUGGCGUCGUGUCGACAACCUUCCACCCAGAACUGUACCGCGAGACGCUUCCACCACAAAUGGGAAUGGGAUAUCGCGUGAGCGUCGGUCAGGGCGUCAAAUCUCUGAAGUCGGGACCUGUCAUCCUCAAACAGCCAGCGCAGGAUGAUCUUGGGGGCAUAGGGCUCUUCAGCACGCCGAUGGAUUUUGUCAAGUUACUAUCGGCGCUUCUGGGUGGUGGACACCCACUGCUCACUCGAGAGAGUGUCGAUAUUCUACUGCAGCCACAGCUCACCGAUGCAUCUCGUGAAGCAAUGCCGAGACCUCUUGGAGCUCAGAUGAGACGGGUGUUGGCAAUCCAAGACGUUGGCGACACCCAACAGGCGGAUCAUUCUCUUGCUGGGACAAUCGUCCUGAAGGAUAUUGCUGGUCGGAGGCGAGCUGGUACGGUCAACUGGAGUGGGCUACCAAAUUUGCACUGGUGGAUCGAUCGGCAAACAGGUCUCGCAGCUACGUUAUUCACGCAGGUCAUGCCACCGGGAGAUGCCGCUGUCACUAGCCUUCUUAUUAAUUUGGAAGAGAGUCUUUAUGCAGCGUUGGAGGAGGGUGCUGCCCGUAAGGAUGUUCCUGUGAAACUAUAG
Aspergillus nomiae NRRL 13137 is the source of this 1179-nucleotide messenger RNA. RefSeq names its product serine hydrolase domain-containing protein. The record is from RefSeq and is a predicted model, not a curated record. The transcript has 7 exons. The coding region runs from base 1 to 1179 and encodes 392 amino acids. Lineage: Eukaryota; Fungi; Ascomycota; Eurotiomycetes; Eurotiales; Aspergillaceae.